UUUAGAUAUAGACACUACUGUUUACUCUUGUUAAUAUAAUUAUUUAAUUUGCAGUGUUCUCUUAGAUAUGGAGAAUGUAAAAGGACACCGUGAACCGUUUUCCGUGAUUUAACUGAUGAAACUACAACUCCCGUGAGCGCCGGGAACAAUGAAGUGCGCAAUCUCAGAUUCGGACGUGUUCAGCUGAAACAGGAGUUUGUGUGGAAUAAGGAAGACCUCCUCUGAAACACUAACUGCUGCUUGUUUGCAAAUAUGUACCGACCCGAAAUCUGCUUUAUAAAGUGACACAUUUUCCACCGAUAUUUUGGUUUUGGCAGUAAAUCAUCAUGGGGACAGUUUUCGCCAUUGUUCUUGUUUUUGUCGGCUGCUGUAGCAAUGUGGUGUCUCUGGAGCUGCUUGUAAGAGAGUUUCCAGGAUGCGGCAACAUCGUCACCUUCGCUCAGUUUUUAUUCAUCGCAAUAGAAGGUUUCAUCUUUGAAACAAACUUUGGGAGGAAGAAACCAGCAAUCCCUGUCAGUAACUAUGUGAUCAUGGUGACAAUGUUCUUCACAGUCAGUGUGAUCAACAAUUACGCUCUCAACUUCAACAUUGCCAUGCCGCUGCACAUGAUCUUCAGAUCAGGAUCACUAAUCGCAAACAUGAUCCUAGGAAUAAUCAUCCUGAAGAAAAGGUAUUCAGCCAGUAAAUAUCUGUCUAUAGCUUUAGUUUCAGCUGGUAUCUUCAUCUGCACCAUCAUGUCUGCCAGGCAAGUGAAUGUUGCCAGUGAGGGAUCAGAAGAACAAGGAUUUUAUGCCUUUGUGCACUGGCUUAUAGGUAUUGCCAUGUUGACCUUUGCUCUGCUGAUGUCUGCGAGGAUGGGCAUUUUCCAGGAGAUGCUGUACAAACAGUAUGGAAAACACUCCAAAGAGGCUCUCUUCUAUAAUCAUUUCCUGCCUCUGCCAGGCUUCCUGCUUCUCUCCAAAGACAUCUACAACCACUGUGUCCAUUUCAGUCAGAGCACUCCAGUAGUCGUUCCUGUGGUUGGACUGACCAUGCCGAUAAUGUGGCUCUACCUGCUGAUCAACAUCAUCACACAGUACAUUUGCAUCCGUGGUGUUUUCAUUCUGACCACAGAGUGCGCCUCGCUGACCGUCACUCUGGUGGUGACUCUGAGAAAGUUCCUCAGCCUCAUCUUCUCCAUCAUUUACUUCCAAAAUCCCUUCACUGCCUGGCACUGGGUGGGCACAGCCGUGGUCUUCCUGGGUACUCUGCUGUACACGGAGGUGUGGAGCAGCAUACAGACGGCUCUGCGUGGACCCGACGUCAAGGGCAAGAAGGCAGAGUGAAGAAGAAGAAGAGACUGGAAAAUCAGCCACCGUGUUGGACUUGGAGAUUGUUUGUGGUCAACUACCCUGCAGUGGUUUUUAUGAAGUUAUAAAGUCAUUUUGUUUUCGUACUUGAUCCAACAUCUUCUAAGCCCAAAAAUCUCUUCUCUCUCUCUCUUAUCAUUCUUCUGCUAAUUUUUUCGGCACCUAACCAGUCCCGCACCGUUCAGGGUAGAAACUCCAUUCAAACUUCAAAACAUGCAGUUCGAUAUGGAGAUGGUGUGAAUUUGAUUUGUCAGCAAAAAAUGCUAGUAAUUCCUGAACUAUUAAACUGUUUGUCUGUAAAUUUUUCCCCAUGGAAAUGAAUGGACAGAAUGUUCAGAGGCUAGAGUGGGUGACAUUACAAACAGAGUGGGAGGAGGUGUUAAACGAGAAAGUUUCAGUUUAACUCGUCCUCACGGCCACAAAGUUCAAAGUCUUCCCACAUCAGUUUUCGACAGGAUGGAGGCAAAUUUGUCUUCUUUCACACAGUGUGACUGUCUAAGCAAACAGGCUCCAUGAGCCUCUGAGUGACAGGGGUAACAUCCAGCUGCCCCAUAGACAACUAUACAAAUUAAGAACCGGGAAAAAAAACAGAAACAACCUUUUUUUUUUCAACUGGCACCAUUUUCCUAAUUUUUGACCCUAUAAACAAAUAAUUCAUAUCACUGCAUCCAGCAGAGUCUCCAGACCCUCACUAUAUUAAAAAAAAUUAGGCAAGAGAUGUUAUGGCCUUUGACUGCUAAGCCAGUCAAGAGGUGUCUCUUAGCCUAAUCCAUGUCUUACUCAGUAGACACUAAGCACUUGAAAUCACCAUGGCAACCUCUGAGAGCAGUUGGGCACAAACAGCUGAAUAAGAUCAGCUGAUCUGAUGUCUGUGGUGUUAAUCAAACACUUGAUUCAACCCUUUUUCACUUCAGACAAAUUCAUCUACUCCUUCAUGCUAAUUUAUGCCAACAGUGUAGAUUAGUUUCUGGCAUUUCCUGCAGUGAAGCUCAGCUUCAGCCUUUUUGUUUUUUUUUAGCAGCCAGCAAUGCUCUUGUUUAUACAAAGUUUAGCUUUUCCAGAAGACAGCAAUCCUACCACGGUUUCCCCAGAAAUUGUUUUUUCUAGUUGGCUAUAGCAAACCACACACACACACAGACACACACACAGACACAUACAACAGGUUAAAGGAGGAUGCUGGUAUUGAUCUUUAUUUUUGUUACUGUCAACAAAUCACAUGAAAAGACCAAAACCAUCAGUGUGUUAGUCCACCUAUUAAUACUCGCUGACUUCUCUACUGUGUCUGUGUCGCUCAGUUUUGGUUUUACUGCCCACAACUUUGCUGUUUUACUUCUGUUUUUGAUUUUCACCGCUCUCAUUGGUGGCUUUUUCGGCCGCAGCAGACAGCUGUUUCCAAUGAAAAAAACUCUAAAAAAGCACUUCACACUCCCUGCUCAGCACCAAACAGCAGACACACUCAGUGACUAGCUGGUAAACAUAGUGGAGCAUUUAGCAGCUAACUGAGAUAUUUCCCUCAGGAGUUGGUAGAGAUCAAAAACAGAGCGAACAGCGACUGAAUAUUGGACAUUGAUCAGGUAGCCAGACACAACACUCCAAGUAAAUGAUAAAUAUAAAUGAUUCUCUGUGUGCUGAAUGUUCAAAUAAGCAACUGUUUCUAACAGUUUCACUAUAUCAACUUAGAAAGUGAUGAUAUGUCUAGAGCUGCAGUCAUUAACCAAUUAGCAAGUGAAUUUUUUAAAGCAAAAAUCCCACACAUCAGAUGGUUUCAUGCUGUCAAAUGGAAGAAUACAUUGUAGUAAAUGGAAUAUUUUGGGGUUUUUUGACUGUUGGUCGGACAAAACAAGACAUUUGAUGACGUCCCUUUGUGCUCUAGGAUAUUGUGCUGAGCUUUCUUCACUGUUUUCUGAUGUUUUAGAGACCAAACAAUUAAUUGAGAAAAUAAUAGGCAGAAUAUUCGACAAUGAAUAUAAUCACAGUAGUCGCAGCUUUAGCUGUAUCAGUGUUGUAUUUCCAGCUUGUUUCCUCUGCCCCCAAGGGACCAAAAAAAAUCUGAUAUUGUAGUUUUAAAAACUGGUUACAAUUAGAUUAUUUCAUUUUUUUUUUUUUUUAAAAAAGGUGAAAUGAAUUCCUAAAACAACUGGGAACUGUAUUUUCUGAAAACAUUUCUCAAACAGGAGUAAAUAGUGCAUUUAUUGCCGCUUUCACCUGCAGAUUAUUACACAUUUGGUGCUUCAGUGAGUAUUUAGAAGCAGGGUGGUGUAUGUGGGACUCGAACUACAGAGCACGUUAGUUGUAAUGAAAUGAACAUGUCACACAGUGAAAGAGUGUGGCCCACUGAUGAGUUUUAAUGGUUUCUGGACAACUGUGUAGGACCUGUUCAUCAUCAGUUUCAAUCUUUUCAUGGGAUUUUUUUGACAAUUAAAAAAAAAUACAGAACAUCACCAAACUUUCCUUUAACAGUAGUACCUCAUUAGCAUUCACAGAUGCAAAAUCAGGAUGUGACUUUUGUUUUGUCUGUAAUGUUGUUUGAAUAUUUAUUUGAUAAAAGUGACAGCUAAUUUACUCCAUAUUUAUAUCUACAUUUACACUGAUCCAUAGGAUUACAAUGAACACAAUAAUGUGAUGCUGAAUGGACUAAAAACAUCAGUGCUGAGGAACAGCUGGAAUCAGGAUUAUGGAGAUACAGAGAGAUACAGUUAGAAAUACAGAGGGGUCUUUUAUGGAGUUCAUGUAGUUGCUGUAUUUUAUUUUUCAUGUGUCCUUGUGAUAUUGUCUCAGGUGUACUGGACCAGCAUAUGUCAACUUUUGGAAACGUGCACAGAACAAUAAAUGUUCACUCUCCCUG
Messenger RNA from Toxotes jaculatrix (banded archerfish), 4194 nucleotides. RefSeq names its product solute carrier family 35 member B4 (gene slc35b4). Gene Ontology annotation, cellular component: Golgi membrane; endoplasmic reticulum membrane. Gene Ontology annotation, biological process: transmembrane transport. The transcript has 10 exons. Gene Ontology annotation, molecular function: UDP-N-acetylglucosamine transmembrane transporter activity; UDP-xylose transmembrane transporter activity. Lineage: Eukaryota; Metazoa; Chordata; Actinopteri; Toxotidae. Bases 327 to 1325 code for a protein of 332 amino acids. The record is from RefSeq and is a predicted model, not a curated record.